AUGAUAGAAUCAGAUAAGGGGAGAUCUGGUUCUAAUUCUAGUUUCAUUGCUACAGCAAGCUGGACGAGUGAAACAACACAAGAGGAAAAUGGGCAAAUCUACUAUGUUUAUUACUAUGAAAAAGACCCUCAAUCAAUAAUAAUGUAUCAUCUGGAAUCAAUAUUAAGUUGGCGCAUUGCAGAGCUUGGUUCUAAACAAGUGCAACUAGCUAUAAAUUAGAAAAAUGGAUAAUCUGCUGAAGAAUAUAAUCAAUUAGUGAAGCAUGAAAAAACUGGUAGUCUUAGCUAGGACAAUGAUAAAAUUGAAUGGAAAAGAAGAUUCAAAAAGUGA
Molecule: messenger RNA, 330 nt
Organism: Stylonychia lemnae
Lineage: Eukaryota; Ciliophora; Spirotrichea; Sporadotrichida; Oxytrichidae
Source: the annotation of a GenBank genome assembly